Messenger RNA from Oldenlandia corymbosa var. corymbosa, 3022 nucleotides. Lineage: Eukaryota; Viridiplantae; Streptophyta; Magnoliopsida; Gentianales; Rubiaceae. The record is from the annotation of a GenBank genome assembly.
CCCAAACUUCAGCGAAAUUCCAGUUUUAGCCUCAAUAGUCCCUCUUCUUCAGUCUUCCCUAAUUCAUAUCAAAAUGCGCCUGCUAACCACACCAUUGCCAAAGCCGGGAGAUGACCAUUUUGCCGGACGCCUUGGCCGCAACCCUAACAUCGGUGCUUCAUCGAACGCCGUGAAUCCCCAUCUCUCCGGUCCCCCCUCCGGCAUCCUUCCUCCGUCUUCCGAUUUCCUUUUCUUUCAACCCUAAACCUUUCUUCCGCAUUGAGAGAAACCAGAAUGGCAUAAAUAAAUCAGUCUGGAUUCUUCAUGAAAAGAGUUCGAGUAUCAAAAUACAAGAGCUUAUCCUCACCAAGUCUUUGGAAAUAAUGCCCUUUUGGAUCCGAAGGGCGUCCAAUAAGAUUGCCUUCAAAUCUGUUGCCCGUUGCUUUCAUGGUUCCUGCUCCGUUGUUGAAUCACCCUUCCCCAGAGUUGAGACGCUUUGGUUCGUCAAAGUAGUAUGCACUCUAACUGUUUGUGAUUCUGACGAUUUGACCGUUUUUUGCUCGGAUUAUUUUCGGAAUCAUUUGAAUCCAACGAUUGCUUUCUUUGCCAUUCAGCAAUUAAAUUACGGUUUUAAUAACCCGAGACUAGCAUUUGAAUUCUUUCAGUUUACGAGGCUCAAUUUGAACCUCGUUCAUUCAGUUUCUUCUUCUAAUUUGCUGUUGAGGUCACUCUGUCAAAUGGGUCAUCUUGAUUUGGCUGAAUUGUUACUACAGUGUAUGAAUAAUGAUGGAUGUUUACCGGAUAGACCGGUUUUGGAAUGUUUAAUAUCUAGUUUAGGGAAUGCUAGCAAGUUUGGGUUGGCAAAAGAAAUUUUGGUUUCGCAGGCCCAGUUAUGCAUUGAGAAAGAGAUGAUCAUUAGUUCUGUUGUACAUAAUAUUUUGUUGAGCAUGUUAGUGAAACGAAGUAGAGUAGAUGAUGCAGUUAGUUUUUUUCAAGAUUAUAUUCUGAGGUUAGGGGGAUUUCAUCCUGAUACUUGUAGCUUCAAUAUUGUCAUUGGAGGAUUGUGCCGGACUGGCAAGGCUGGUAAGGCCUUUGAUUUUUUUUAUGAUAUGAGUACUUUUGGGUGUUCGCCUGAUAGAAUAACUUACAAUUCUCUUAUAAACGGGUUAUGCAUGGGUGGUAAUGUGGAUAGAGCCGUGGAUUUGUUGAGGGAAAUGCAAUCACAAGUUGGGGUUGCACCUGAUGUUGUGACCUAUACUUCAGUUAUAUCCGGUCUUUGCAAAUUGGAAAAGAUGGAGGAGGCUACUGCUUUCUUGGAUGAGAUGAUUCAGCAUAGAAUUAGACCUAAUUUAGUAACUUUGAAUAUUCUUAUUGAUGGAUUUGGCAAGUCUGGAGACAUGGGUUCAGCUUUGAAGAUGCUUGAUAAAAUGGCCGAUCUCAAUUGUUGUCCUGAUGUCAUUACUUUUACGUCUCUCAUUAGUGGGCAUUGUCAGAUUGGAGAGUUAGACCAAGGUCUGAAGCUGUGGGAUGAAAUGACCGCAAAAAAGCUGUUUCCUAAUGUCUAUACUUUCUCCAUAGUUAUUGGGGCUUUAUGUAAGGAGAAUAGAAUUAACGAGGCUCGCGAUUUAUUGCGACAAUUAUUCUGGCGAGACGAUAUCAUACCAAAGGCAUUUAUCUACAACCCUGUGAUUGAUGGUUUUUGUAAGGCAGGAAAUGUUGAUGAAGCCAAUGCUAUUUUUGCGGAAAUGGAAGCAAAAAAAUGCAGUCCAGAUAAGUAUACUUUUACGAUUCUCAUCCUAGGUCAUUGUAUGAAAGGAAGGAUCUGUGAGGCAAUUGACCUCUUCGACAAGAUGCUGAUAGUCGGUUGUGUUCCUGAUGAAAUUACAAUUAAAUCUUUAGUAUCUUGUCUUCUUAAGGCUGGGAAGCCAAAUGAAGCUUACAGGAUAAAAAGAGCUGCGUCAGAAGGAAUUAAAAAAGCCGUUCCGGCUUGUAAAAGGCCUGAGCUUGUCAAGGACAAGAUAGACAUUCCAGUGGCUGUCUGAUUGAGGGUUAACCUUCACCAUCUUUUCCAUUGGGAUGGUUGGUUGCUUACAGGCUAACCUGCGUUAACAUGAAUUUGCAUUCUUACAAGCAGGUUACGGACAGAAAAAGCCGGUUUUUGCUUAUCGUGUGCUUGGGCAUGGAGCAAUGGAGGAGAAAAAUCUACAAGAGUCAGGUAAUGAUUGAUGAAGUUGCUGCAAUUGCAUCUUCUAUUUACUUUUCUCUGGGGCUGAACGAACAGGAAAAUCUCAGCAGGUGGCAAAGGAAUGACUCACAAUUUGGGCGCUUGAUAGGCAGCAAAUAUACGUGACGGGACUACACCAAAAGAGGAAAUGCAGCGUCGAUUUGACUUUGGUGAUGAUGACAACGCCAAACCAAUGGUUUGGUACAAGAGAAUGAAAUGCAUCUGGUCCUUAAGCAAUAUACCGUUGGAUGUUCUGCAAAAGCAGAAAGUUCCUUAUGCAGGAAGCAUGCCUUUGGACACUGAUGCAGAGCUUGAUUACUAGGCAUGAAGCACAUUGCAUUGCAUGCUAGGAAACCAAAUACUGGUUGAGGUCGAUGGACCCUAUAUGUCUGCUCCUAAACAAGGAAAUGCUUCUACUGUACCCCCAUUACCUUUCCCUUCCGUUUCCGGCUAAAUAUAGUUAGGGUAGCCAAGAAUUCAGCAAAUUCUGUAUCACACCAAAAGUUGCAAAACUCUCAGCAAGAGCAGAUUUGACUAUUUCUUGCAGUAUGCACAUAAAAGUAACACCAACGGUACUUGGGUCAUUGAAAAUUUGCAAAACUCUCAGCUUAAACCGUUAGUUCUACAGUUCUAUUUCAUCUUAUCCAAUAAUAAUUUUCCAAGGUAAGAAAUGAAACACAGCACUACAGAGUGAGAGAGUUCAGAGGAAAGGUGAAAAGAAGGCUUUGAAGAGCUACAAGCCCAAUAGAAAGAAUUUGGCCCAUUUAGCAAAAAUCCUUACGAACAAUAAAAAAAAUAUAUAUAUCAAGCUGCUUUGAU